CCUCACUUCGCCAUCGAACCUGACGCCAACGUAUUUCAUCUUUUUGAAUAUCUGCUGCAUCUCUUACUGCGCCUCGCUCUGUUUGCGUUUGCAUAUGAGUUUCUCCGUUAUAUCUUCAUGUGAGACGUGAGCAGCAAUGUAAAGCGGUUACACGGCAGCGUCCAAUCCAAUGCCCACCUUGCAAUAGUAACAUUUAGGACACCUCUCUCUCUCUCUCUCUCUCUGUCCCGAUCAUCAAGGGCGACAGCCAGACACGCUCCUCGCCCGUCGCCAAACAUGAAGACCCUGUCCAUGACCCUGCUGCCCCCGGGCAGCCGCCGGCUGUACACACUCUGCCUUCACCUCGCCGUCGGGGCCUCCAUAUGGGGCUACAACAUCGGCAUCCUGUCCUCGAUCCUGGUGCACCCGGGCUGGAGGGCCGCGCUGGGCGGCUCGCCGUCGGCGUCGCAGCGCGGGCUCAUCACGGGCAUCUACUACCUCGGCACGUUCCUGUCGUACGUGCUGCUGUCGCACCCGCUGGCGGACUGGCUCGGCAGGCGGUACGCCGCGCUGGCGGGCACGAUGGUGCUGUGUCUCGGUGCGGUGGUCAUGGCCAGUGUGAGGGACGGAGGCAGCAGCACCGGCGGCGGCGGAGGAGGAGGGGCCGUGGCCGCCAUGGCGUGGGGGAGGUGGAUUUGCGGCGUGGGCGUGGGAGUCGUGAGCACGACGGUGCCGCUCUAUCAGAGUGAGGUGUCGCCAGCCAAGGAACGAGGCAAGUUCGUCACCAUGAACCACGUCGGAUUCAUCACGGGACUCGCCACUGGCCUUUGGGUCGGCUAUGGCAUGACGUUUUGGAAAGGCCCCCAGGGCGAGUUCUGGGGCUGGAGGGUGUCUAUCCUGAUCCAGCUGUUGCCGGCCAUCGUCUUCGCUGUCGGAUUGCCCUUUCUCCCCGAUACACCGCGAUGGCUCGUCGAAAAGGGCCACAUGGAGCGCGCCCGCAAGGUCCUCUUCUGGCUUCGCGAUGGUACCACCUCCCGCGAGGCCAUCACUCACGAGCUGCACGCCAUCAGCGCCGACGUCGAGUCCCGCCACACGGCCCUCGCCUCCGCCUCGUCUACCACCACCACCACGACGUCAUCAUCGCCCUUCGUCGCGCUGACGCUGUCGCUCUUCCGCGAGCCCGCCCUCUUCGCCCGCCUCUGGCGCGCCUUCCUGCUGCAGUUCAUGGCGCAGAUGUGCGGCGCCACCGCCAUGAAGUACUACCUGCCCGCGCUGCUCAAGGCGCUCGGCGUGGAGACGCGCGUCGCCCUCAUGGCCGGCGCCGCGGAGAUGACGGUCAAGAUUGGCAUGACGGUCCUCGAGAUGUGGGUGAUUGACCGGUUCGGGAGGAGGGCAUGCCUCGUGGGCGGCAGUCUGGUCAUGGGCGUCGCGAUGCUGAUCAACGGAGCGUUGCCGCUGGCCUUCCCCAACAAUGCCAACAAGGCCGCCGACGUGGUGUGCAUCGCCUUCAUCUUCAUCUACGCCAUGGGCUACAGCCUCGGUCUCGGACCCGCCGCAUGGGUAUACAGUUCCGAGAUCUUCCCCACGUCGGUCCGCGCCCGUGGCCUCAACUUUGCCGCCUCGGGCGGUUCCAUCGGCAGCAUCAUCGUCGCGCAGGCCUGGCCCGUCGGACUGGCGCAUCUCGGCAGCGGCAUCUACUUCUUCUUCAUGGCCGUCAACUUCAUCUGCGUACCUGUCAUCUGGAUGCUUUACCCAGAGACAAAAGGCCGUGCUCUCGAGGACAUGGAUAGCCUUUUCGGCAAAGCAACCGAUUCUCGGUUCCACAGCUCAGCUUACUUGCAGCUAGAUGGCUCUGAGGCAGGCGAUGAGUGGACGGGAGACCAUGCUGGCACCUCGGGGACGUCUUCGGGGCGAGCGCGCCCGCGCAACCAACGCAGGGGAAACACAGAGCAGGACGAAGAGGAGGAUGCGCCACUCCUGAGUCGGUAGGGUGCGAUGAUAGGCUACGGCUUGCAACGUUUCGCGCCUUGCACGCAUAGUGCUAGCCUAGCUCAACUUUCAACGAUGACAUGU
Molecule: messenger RNA, 2052 nt
Organism: Purpureocillium takamizusanense
Lineage: Eukaryota; Fungi; Ascomycota; Sordariomycetes; Hypocreales; Ophiocordycipitaceae
Exons: 4
Coding region: 277-1968 (563 amino acids)
Biological process (GO): carbohydrate transport; transmembrane transport
Cellular component (GO): membrane
Molecular function (GO): carbohydrate:proton symporter activity
Source: RefSeq, a predicted model, not a curated record